UCUCCACCUUCUCUCCCACUACUACCAUUUUUUUUUUCUCGCUUCCCAAACACUCCCAAUGUCCUUCUUCCAAGAAACCGACGGUACCCAGUUUCCGGUUCUCGAGUCCGGGUUCACGGAGAGCGAAAUCAGCGCGCUGUUGUCCCUCUUCGAACCGGGCCUCCCCGCUAGCCCCAACUCCGGUUCGGAGGUGACAAACCGGGCGGUUUGCCUUACCGAGGAACGCAAGCGCAAGCGGAUGCUGUCGAACCGGGAGUCCGCAAGACGCUCCCGUUUGAGAAAGAAGAGGCAUUUAGAAAACCUCACGAGUCAAGUGAACCGGCUCAGACUGGAGAACCAGGACCUGAGUAACCAGUUAGGUUUGGCCGCCCGCCAGCUCCACCUCCUCCAGAGAAACAACGACUGGCUCCGGUCCGAAUACACCGCCCUCCUUCAAAGACUUUCCGACUUAUACCUUAUCUUGGACGCCAUGCACCCCCAAUUAUGAACCUUUUUAACCCUAUAAUUAACUAAAUUACCUCUCGAUCCCCAAUUAAUCUAUCUCCAAACUACAUAUAUAUCUCAGAACAUGCAACAUUCUCUCUCUCUCUCUCUCUCUCUCUCUCUCUCUCUCUCUCUCUCUCUCUAUUCUAUAAUGAAGAAGGCUAGCUAGCUAGUAGCUAGGAGAACAGGUGGCGUUGCUUUGGUUAAACCCAGCAGGCUACAUUUUAUAUAUCAUAUAUAUGAUGUAAAGAUUAUUAGUACGUAAUUAGCUAGGUUCUGCUUUAAUUCAGGUUAGACUCUUGUACCC
Malania oleifera is the source of this 790-nucleotide messenger RNA. RefSeq names its product bZIP transcription factor 44-like. Bases 59 to 487 code for a protein of 142 amino acids. Gene Ontology annotation, cellular component: nucleus. Gene Ontology annotation, molecular function: transcription cis-regulatory region binding; DNA-binding transcription factor activity. Gene Ontology annotation, biological process: positive regulation of DNA-templated transcription. The transcript has a single exon. The record is from RefSeq and is a predicted model, not a curated record. Lineage: Eukaryota; Viridiplantae; Streptophyta; Magnoliopsida; Santalales; Ximeniaceae.